Molecule: messenger RNA, 2064 nt
Organism: Recurvomyces mirabilis
Lineage: Eukaryota; Fungi; Ascomycota; Dothideomycetes; Mycosphaerellales; Teratosphaeriaceae
Gene: KAR2
Product: ATPase with role in protein import into the ER
Exons: 4
Coding region: 1-2064 (687 amino acids)
Biological process (GO): endoplasmic reticulum unfolded protein response
Cellular component (GO): endoplasmic reticulum lumen; endoplasmic reticulum chaperone complex; nucleus
Molecular function (GO): ATP binding; ATP-dependent protein folding chaperone
Source: RefSeq, a predicted model, not a curated record
AUGGCGAGGUUCUCACGGAAUAAGCGGGCAUCCCCACCCAGCGUCUCCCCAUGGAUGACCCUCUUCUACAUCGGCGCCAUCCUCCUCGCUCCCAUGCUCUUCAUGGGCAUGAUUCCUUCCGCACAUGCCCAGGACACUGAGCAGCCUCUCAAGGACAGCAAUGCUGUUUCUGGACCUGUCAUCGGCAUCGAUCUCGGAACGACAUACUCCUGUGUUGGUAUCAUGAGAGGCGGCAAGGUCGAAAUCUUGGUCAACGACCAGGGUAACCGUAUCACACCAUCCUGGGUCGCCUGGAAUGACGACGAGCGAUUAGUCGGUGACGCCGCCAAGAAUCAGUUUGCCUCGAACCCGCACCGAACCGUCUUCGACAUCAAGCGAUUGAUUGGGCGCAAGACUUCGGAUCGGGACACGCAGAAGGACAUCAAGCACUUUCCCUUCAAGGUCGUGGACAAGAAUGGUCAGCCACGUGUUCAGGUUGAGGUCAAGGGCGAGCAGAAGACAUUCACCCCCGAAGAGGUCUCCUCCAUGAUCCUCGGCAAGAUGAAGGAGGUCGCCGAGUCUUACUUAGGCGAGAAGGUCGUUAACGCGGUCGUCACUGUCCCCGCCUACUUCAACGACGCUCAACGUGCCGCUACCAAGGAUGCCGGUACCAUCGCCGGUCUCAACGUCCUCCGUGUGGUCAACGAGCCCACUGCCGCCGCCCUCGCCUACGGCCUCGACAAGACCGACCAGGAACGCCAAAUCAUCGUCUACGAUCUUGGUGGAGGUACCUUUGAUGUCUCCAUCCUAACUGUCGACCAAGGUGUCUUCGAGGUCCAGGCUACCGCCGGUGACACCCACUUGGGAGGUGAGGACUUUGACCAGCGCGUCAUGGAUUUCUUCGUCAAGUCCUACAACAAGAAGCACGACACCGACAUUGCCAAGAACGCCAAGACGAUGGGUAAGCUCAAGCGUGAGGUCGAGAAGGCCAAGCGUACGCUUUCCAGCCAGAUGAGCACCAAGAUUGAAAUCGAGGCUUUCCACGAGGGCGAGGACUUCUCCGAGACCCUGACCCGCGCCAAGUUCGAGGAGCUGAACAAUGACCUGUUCAAGAAGACUCUUAAGCCCGUUGAGCAGGUGUUGAAGGACGCCAAGCUCAAGAAGAGCGAUAUCGAUGAUAUUGUACUUGUCGGUGGCUCUACUCGUAUUCCCAAGGUGCAGGCCAUGCUUGAGGAGUAUUUCGGCAAGAAGGCUAGCAAGGGUAUCAACCCUGAUGAGGCUGUCGCGUAUGGUGCGGCUGUUCAGGGUGGUGUGCUCUCUGGCGAGGAGGAGGCCAAAGACGUCGUCCUUAUGGACGUCAACCCCCUCACCCUCGGCAUCGAGACUACCGGCGGCGUCAUGACCCACCUCAUCAAGCGCGGCACCACGAUCCCAACCAAGAAAUCCCAAAUCUUCAGCACAGCCGCCGACAACCAGCCGACAGUCUUGAUCCAGGUCUUCGAAGGCGAGCGCUCGAUGACGAAGGACAACAAUCUUCUCGGUAAAUUCGAACUUAACGGUAUCCCCGCCGCCCCACGCGGCCAGCCUCAAAUCGAAGUCACAUUCGAGCUCGACGCGAACGGGAUUUUGCGUGUUAGCGCCGGCGACAAGGGCACGGGUAAGAGUGAAUCCAUCACCAUCACAAACGACAAGGGCCGCUUGAGUGCGGAGGAAAUCGAACGUAUGGUCGCCGAAGCCGAAAAAUACGCCGACGAGGACAAAGCCACCCGUGAGCGCAUCGAAGCCCGCAAUGGACUAGAGAACUACGCUUUCUCCCUCAAAAACCAGGUCAAUGAUGACGAGGGGCUUGGAGGGAAAAUCGACGAGGACGAUAAGGAGACGCUUAUGGAGGCGGUGAAGGAGGCGCAGGAUUGGUUGGAGGAGUUCGCGCAGACGGCCGAGGCGGAGGAGUUUGAGGAGCAGAAGCAGAAGCUGAGUGAUGUCGCUUAUCCCAUUACGAGUAAGCUUUAUGAGGGCGGUCCUGGGGGCGCCGGGGGGAUGCCCGAUUAUGGGGAUGAUGAGCCGAGUGGGCAUGAUGAGCUCUAG